CAAGCUGGGACAGAACCGGUAGAGCAAGAAUCAGUGCUUGGGAAAUGCACUCUUCCAGACAGCCUGCCUCUCUUCCAGACAGCCUGCCUCUCUUCCAGACAGCCUGCCUCUCUUCCAGACAGCCUGCCUCUCUUCCAGACAGCCUGCCUCUCUUCCAGACAGCCUGCCUCUCUUCCAGACAGCCUGCCUCUCUUCCAGACAGCCUGCCUCUGGAUACCCUACCCGUGGCUGGUGACUCUUAGAAAGUGAAAUCUAAGAAAAGGAAGGCUAUCACAGGAGAGACGGACGGACGGACGGACGCAGAGGCAGAGGCACUCCUAACUGAUAAUGUCUCUCAAGAUUACUGUUUCAAAGCGAAUGGGUGCUGGGAUUCAAACCUAGGUCCUCUGGAAGAACAGUCAAUGCUUUUAACCCCAACUUGGUUUUGUGGGGUUUGGUUUUCUUUUUGUUACGUAUAAUCCUAUCUGUGUAUCUCCCAUGCGUGCAUGGGUGUUCACAGAGGCCGGAAGAAAGCAUUAGAUCCUCUGGAGCUGGAGCUGCGGCCACUCUGAGCCACUGCACAUGCGUGCUAGGAACCAGACUGCUUUUAACUGCUGAGCAGAUCUCCAGCCCCCAAUUUGAUAUAUUUCUUGUACAGGUUCUGUCAGUUCUAAUAAACACGGAGGGAAGAAAAAAAAACUGAAACGGAGUCUUACUAUCCCUUUUUGGUUGUUCUCUCUAGAGAGAGAACCCAGACCCUCACACACAUAGCAGGCAAGUGCAUUAGCUACAUGUGCAUGAGCUACAUCUACAUUACCAGCCUUCUUGUCCAAAAAUACAAUAAAAUAAAUUUUUUUAGACUGGGUCUCAUAUAGCUCAAGCUGGCCUUAAAUUCACUAUGUAGCCAAUGCCGGCCUUGAACGUCCUCUGCUGGUAGGUAGCGUGAGUUCUGGAACCAAAGAUAUCUCAGCACCCAGUCCUUCCUAGCCUUCUUUUGUCCUUUAUCACCAGUUGAGCAGGCUGAGCUCGGAACAAGAAGGAGGGACAGCAGAAGCAGCAGCAAGUGGUAGCAGGCUGAGGACAGCAGCAGUGACAUUGGCAGAGGUGGCAGUAGUGAAUAAAAAAAAAAAAAAAAUGCAAAAACCGCAGGGAGCAGAGGCCUAGGGACAUCAGGGACGAAGGAAUAAGACCAGGUCACAGGACCCGGUCAGUGGAAGAUUUCUAAAGCUGUGCUAACUCUAAAGAGCCAAGCAGUCCAGAUACCCUAGGUAUGAGGACUGUACAACUGGCCACAGUCAAGAGCUGAGGACUGUGAUAGCCUGGACCCAAGAGCCCUAAGGCUGUCACUUACGGCCAGGAGAUUGGCUUACCCAUCUGCUGCUCCCUGAGGUGAGCUGCUGUGAGCUGAGGUGAGCUGCUGUGAGCUGAGGUGGGCUGCUGUGAGCUGAGGUGAGCUGCUGUGAGCUGAGGUGGGCUGCUGUGAGCUGAGGUGGGCUGCUGUGAGCUGAGGUGGGCUGCUGUGAGCUGAGGUGGGCUGCUGUGAGCUGAGGUGGGCUGCUGUGAGCUGAGGUGGGCUGCUGUGAGCUGAGGUGGGCUGCUGUGAGCUGAGGUGGGCUGCUGUGAGCUGAGGUGGGCUGCUGUGAGCUGAGGUGGGCUGCUGUGAGCUGAGGUGGGCUGCCCCACGCUGCCGCUGGAAGCUGAGGCUUCUGAUUAGCUGCCACUCAACGGUGGUUAAAGCCCAGGGCAACACGCCUCAACUAGCCAGCCUAAAACUGUAUGGCGAUGUCUUCUAAAGCGUAGAGCAACAAGCCAGUCUCAGGGCUUAGAGCUGCAAGUCUCUGGAUCCACCAGAUCAGCCUCUAAACUGGCACUCAAGGGCUCAAGGACUGUCAGCCCAGAAAGAGCUUUUCUUUGCCUACCCACAAUUCCUAGCUGGAUAGAACAUUCGGAUCCCAGACAGCUGUCAGGAAUGGCACUGAGGACGACUUAGACCCUGAGGAGUCAGGGCAUUAAUUAAGAGCAAAAUAUCAGCUCUGACAGGGAAGGUUUAACUGACAAUAAACAUAGAUCUCUGUAGCCUCACCUCCUACUUUGGAAAAAGUAAGCAACAUUUUCUGCAAUUAGGGUCAGCGACAGCAAAUGUAAUGAUAACUGUGGUAUCAGCUAAUAUUUAUUGAGUGUAAACCAUGUUUAGUGUGCUACACUAACAGAGGUAAGUGUUCCUAGCCACUGAGGUUCAACCGUCAUAGGGAAUCUGAAACAAGGGGAUUACGUGUCUAAAGCUAGCACCAGGCCAGCCUUGGUUACAUAGAGACCCCAUCCCAAAAUUAAUUGAUGGAUUUAAUUAAUUCUAAAACUGGGCAAAAGACAUCAAAUUUAUUCCUCUAGAGAAGAUACAAGAAGGCAAGCAACACAUGAUAAACUACUCAACUAUGGCUGAGAAAUGAGAUGUCUGAGUGAUGAAGAAUACUUACUGCUCUUCCCGAGGACCCUGAUUCAAUUCCCAGCACCCACAUGGCAAACCAUAACUGUGGGUAACUCCAGUUCUACGGGAUAUGGUGCCCUCUUCUGUUCUCCAAGGCUACUGCACACACACACACACACACACACACACACACGUACACACGCGCACACGCGUACACACGCGCACACGCACACACACAUUUUUUUCUUAAAGGAUGCUCAACUGAAGAAGUAUAAUUUAGGACCACAAAUUAUUAAUUGUUAAAGUCAGGUAGGACUGUAAUUCUGAGCCUCAGAAGUUAAAGAGCACUGGCUGCUCUUGAAGAGGGCCCAGGCUCAGUUCCCAGCACUCAUAAGGCAGCUCACAACCUUCUAGAACUCCAGGGCCAGGACUUCUAAUGGCCUCUUCUGGCCUCCAAGGACACCAGACAUGCACAGCGUGUACAGACUGCAUAUAGACAAAAUAUCCAUACGCAUAAAACAGGAGGAAAACUGUUAGCUCAAGGCUAGCCUGAUCUACAAAGCGAGCCAGGGCUAUGGGAGGAUCCUGUCUCAUUAAAAAAAAAAAAAAAAAAAAAAAUUCAGUUGUUAAGACACUAAUGAUAAAAAAAUAAUAGUAAUAUAGUUUAGCUAUUUCACAGUGGCCAACAGAAUAUAUAAGAAUUCUAUGUUAGCAGUUUCAUUGUCCAAUCGAAACUGUAGUUGGAGAGAUGGCCCCACAACUAAGAGCACUUGCUGAUCUUUCAGAGAAGCCGGGUUAGGUUCCCAGCACCCACACAGAGGCUCACAACCAUCUACAACUCCAGUUCCAGAGAUGACACCCUCUUCUAUCCUUCAAGAACACCAAACAGCCGGCCGUGGUGGCGCACACCUUUAAUCCCAGCACUUGGGAGGCAGAGGCAGGUGAUUUCGGAGUUCGAGGCCAGCCUGGUCUACAGAGUGAGUUCCAGGACAGCCAGGGCUACACAGAGAAACCCUGUCUCGAAAAACCAAAACAGUCUUUCCGCCAUCUUGGCGCCUGUGGAGGCCUGCUGGGAACAGGACUUCUAAAAGCAAGUAUGCCUGGAAGGCUGUGGUACAAGGCCAUUUUUGCUGGAUACAAGCGAGCUCUCUGGAACCAAAGAGAGCGCACUGCUCUUCUUAAAACUGGAGGUGUUUAUGCCCGAGAUGAAAUGGAGUUCUACUUAGGCAAGAGAUGUGCGUAUGUGUAUAAAGCAAAACACAAUACAGCAACUCCUGGAGGCAAACCAAACAAACCCAGAGUGAUCUGGGGAAAGGUAACUGGGGCCCACAGAAACCAUGGAAUGGUUCGUGCCAAAUUCGGAAGCAACCUUCCUGCGAAGGCCAUUGGACACAGAAUCCGAGUGGUGCUGUACCCAUCCUGGAUUUAAACUAAUGGAGAGUAAAUAAAUAAAAGUAGAUUUGUGCUCUUAAAAAAAAGAGAGAGAGAGAGAGCCGGGCGUGGUGGCACACACCUUUAACCCCAGCACUCGGGAGGCAGAGGCAGGCAAAUUUCUGAGUUCGAGGCCAGACUGGUCUACAAAGUAAGUUCCAGGACAGCCAGGGCUACACAGAGAAACCCUGUCUCAAAAAAAACAAAAAACAAAAAAAACAAAAAAAAACAAAAAAAAAAAAGAAGAAGAAGAAGAAAAGAAAAAAGAAAAACCAAAAUUAAAAAAAGAGCACCAAACAUUCACACACUCGCACACACAUAUACACAUAUAUACACCUAUACACAUAAAAUAAAAAUGAAAUUUUAAGGGGAAGGGGCUGGAGAGCUGGUUCAACAUUAAGAGCUCUGGUUGUUCUUGCAGAGGACCUGGGUUCUGUUCCUGCAGAAGCAGCUGGAGCUCUGUGAGUUCAAAGCCUCAUAGCAAGUUCUAAGCCAAUGAGGACUCAUAGUGAGAUCCUGUUAUAAAAUUAAACUUAAUUAAUUAAUUAAAAUAUAAAUAUAAUAGAGCCCUUCUCGAUGAGAUCCUUACAUAGAGGUUUUAUUCAGAAUAUGCAGGUGGGCUUACAAAGCAACUUACUAUAAAGGUAUAACCCAACAGAAAAGGCAGAAAAGCCACUUGUGCGACACACUAAUACAUACUUAGAAUCUAAGUAACAGUAGGCCAGCAAGACCCAGCUGUGUGCUAACCACAUCGACAAGCUAUAAUCACAGAACAAGUGGAUAAUUCAAGGAGAAACAGUGCUCUAGGGUUAAGAGUAGGCUUAAAACAGCAGCAAGCCAAUUACUGCUGAACAGAACCAUGCAGUCAACAUAGAAGACAAUGCAGGUUUCACAAACUCAUGUUUUCCCUACUACCCACACCAAAGGAACUGAUAUCAGCAGUGUUUUCAAGCUUAAAAUAAAUUCUUUCACACACACACACACACACACACACACACAUGCACACACACGCACGCACACACACAUACACACACGCACGCACGCACACACACACAUACACACACACACACGCACACAUACACACACACACACACACACACACACACCCACACCCGCGUGCGCGCGCGCGCGGCUUAACUACACUAUACAGUGGUCUUACCCUCAGUCCCCAAACUCUUGAGCCUAACUAAAGAAUGCACACACAUAUGUCCACUCCACUGCCAAUAGUCACGUCUUCUGGUUGAAUAACAUUUUUAAAAACUCUGUAUUACCAGCAAUCCAAUGUUAACUUAGGGUCUGGGUCAGUAAAAAGGCCUCCUGGGAAGAAUCGCCCAACACUUCUAACCUGCUUAUAAGUAACCACAAGUUCGUCACAGGACGCUGGCUGCUGUUCUAAGCUAAGCCACAUCUUCACGCCGAGAGAGAACGGCUAAAGGUUUGGAGCUUCCACAGAAUGUGAACAGCGAUGAAGUGCGCUUCAAAACCCACGCCUACGAGCCACCGAGCCACCGAGCCGCGCGUGAACACUUGACAGUAGAUGCUGGCCUCUGGUGAAGCCUCACUGUCCAGAACAAAGGGUUUAUAAACCUCAAACAUUUAAGAGCUCAGGAUCAAUUCAACUAUCCAACAGUCGGCCUGAGCUUCAGAGACCCCUCCACAGCUAAGCGUGGCCUCACUGAGUGUCCACAAAGCUCCAGGCAAGCAGCGUAUGAACCCAGAGUCUAAUACCCAAUAACCAUAGGCAAGAUGAAGGCAUAACUAACCUCCAUGGGACAUUCAGAAAAAAUAAAACGGGAGGUGGGACCAUCCUGAGGGACAGUUUGCCAUGGCUAUUUCAACCUUUAUAUUUGGUAUUAUGUGACAACUCAGACCCAUGAAAAGAAAGGAACGGGAUCAAAUGACUUCAAUUUAACUUUCUGUUCUAUUCAAGCUUUGCAGUGAGCUAUCACAAAUACUUGAAGUAGCUCCGUGUGGUGGCAUACACUGGCUCAAGUUUCCAGGCCAGUCUUGAUUACACAGGGAAUCUGAGAUCAGAGCAGCCUAAACGGUAAGACCUUUGUCUAAAAACAAAAACUAAAACUAAACAAACAACAACAACAAAAAUCAAGCACAUGUCUGGCAGUUAGAUCAUUUUCAAUGAAUGAAAGAAAUAUAAAAGGCCAAUAGUAACCAGCAACUGAUAGAGGCAAAAACCUCUGCAAAUGAAGGAACAAGUACACCCAGGCAAGCCUACUGAAAAUGUUCUACGCUACUGACAUUGCUCUAUAGCUACAACGCUCUGAAGACAGCACUCACAUUUGCAUGUGUGGAUGAGGAGACCUGUACGGGACAAGUGGUUCCUUCUCCAUUAGAAACACUGACCAAAGCACCUCCUUUGCAAUCAUUUCUACUGCAAGGGUCCUGCCUGUACAGACAGAGUCAGUGAGCAAGCGCCAUCCCUUAUACCUGAGUUGAGUGCUACCAUCAGCCAAGCGGGUAAUAAAAUUACCACUUUGAAGUAACUAAACUUUCUCAAAACAUUAAAUGUGAGCUGUUGGACAAAGGCCAGUUGAACAGAUGCAAAAAAUAAAUCCUCUUUUGCAACCCAGAACUCACUGCUCAGUAUGAGUUUUGAUGCAUACAAGAAGGAAUAUAAGCACAUAGGUGUUAUUGAUGAAGCUGGUUCUAGCAAUAUCAUAUACAGUCUAUCUUAUAAAGGUAAUGCAGUAGAUGAAUGUUCUAGCAAUAUUAUAUAUAGUUUAUCUUAUAAAGGUAAUGCAGCAGAUGAAUAUUCUAGCAAUAUCAUAUAGAGUCUAUCUUAUAAAGGUAGUGCAGUAGAUGAACAUUCCUUUUUUUUAAAGGCUUGUCUUGAUUAUGAAGUCAGAACUGGAAGAUACCAAUGAAUGGAUGUUUGUUUCAGUGUUGCACUGGCAUUUCCUUCGUAAAGAGUCGAGUUCUGAGUGUUAGGAAUGGAGAUGAGAAGACUCUUCAGAGAUAUUGGGUGACACAAGUGAACCCUACCUUAAAAUGGUUUAAAGAUAAUUGAAGGGUCCCUAAAGUAAAUUGAAGAAAUCCUCAAAUCUUCUGGGCUAGAUGACAUUUGAGAAAAGUGACCUGGAUGGACAGCAAAGGAAUCAAAUCCCUUAAAUAAUUUAUUUGACUUAAUUUCUAAAAAUAAAUAAUUAUAUACAGUAAAAAAGAAAAACAAACAAACAAACAUUAAAUGUGGAGAGUCAGGCAUGUGGGCUAUAUCUGGAAGGGAAAGGUAAGAGGCCUUUAGUUUAAGGCCAACCUGAAAGGCUGACAUGGGGACGCACCCCUUUAAUCCCAGGCAGGCGGAUCUCUGAGUUCGAGGCCAGCCUGGUCUACAUACUGAGUUCCAGGCCAGCCAGGGCUCCACAGAGACCCUGUUUCAAACCAAACCAAACAAACACAAAGCCAACCUGGACUACAUAUUAAAUUCCAUUCUACUUUGGGCUACAGAGAGAGAGUGUAUGUGCCUCAAAAGCAAACAAGUCGGGUGUAGUGUCACAUGCUUGCAUCCCAGCACCUGCUUAGUAGAGACAGAUGGGAGGAUCGGGAAUUUGACAUCAUCUAAGGUGUACUUAAGACUGAGGCCUGUCUGGGCUUCAGGACAACCUGAUCUCAAAGGAAAAAAAAAAAAAAAAAAAGCGUUGCUAGGUCGUGAGUAAUUCUUCACUGUUAUAGUUGUAUUUUGUAAGACAGUCUAGUGCUAUAGCCCAGGCUGCCCUUAAACUAGAGGCAGGCCUCAUGAUUCCGUCCCUGGAGUUUUCGAUUGCAGGCACAAGCCACAACACCUUGCUUGAUCCAGCAGUAUCACUGACAACUGAAAGGACGGACUCUGGGUAUUAUUCAUAAUAGCCCAAAGGCAUCAGGCAACCUAGAUGCCCACUGAGGAUGGAGAAACAAAUCAACAGGGUUACAGGAUGCUCUGGUGAGCACCUGGGCUCAGCUACUCAGAGGAUGAGGCAAGAGUCCUAUUUGAAUCCAGGAAUUCAAUGGCUUAGUGCAUAUGGCCCUAAAUUCAAUCCCCCGUGCACACAGGCAUGUACACACACACACUCGCGCGCGCGCACACACACACACACACACACAGAGAACCCCAUUAUCUACAAAAAUGCACAGAAUACCUCCACUCACUGGGACAGGAGGGAAACAGCAGAAUCAUGAUUGACAGAGGCUUGGCACAGACGGAAAAUGAGGAGUUGCUGUUUAGUGCACAGUGACCGUCUUCAUUUUGGAAGAAAAAAGUUCAUAUUAGUGAUGGUGUCCAGCCAUGAGAGUAUCUAAUGCCGUGGUCUGUACACUUAAAUGUGGUCUGUACACUUAAAAUGGUCAAAUGUCCUCUAACCCGAUUCUGGUUUAGUAAAAGUCUGUGUUUUAUUUGCUUCUUUGUUUAUUUGAGACGGAGUCUCCCUGUGUAGACCUGCCUGAGCUGGACUUAUAUUUUACCACAGUAAUUAAUAAAUGAAUGAAUAAAUAAAUAAAUCAAACAACCAAGAAAGAAACCUUGCCGACUAGAGCCCAGAAUCAGGCCCUCAAUACAAAGGGACGGGUCGGGCAUCCUCCUAACGCUGCACGAAUGCUGGGGGCGGGGGGGGGGGGGGGGAAUAAGGAAGCUGAGCCCUGCUCUGCGGGUCUGGUGGUCGAAUGAUGAAGGAGCUCCUCCUUCCCUGAGACAAAACAAAUGCGAGCCUCUCCUACCCGCCUCCUGCGAAGGCAGUGAGACUGGUCUAAGCGGUUGUACUUCUGAGAGAGAAGUAAUGGGCUCCAGAAGGACGGUAGCUCUGCCACCCCCAGCUUCAAUACCCUGGCUCUAUGGUGGGAAGUCACAGGUAGUGAUUAAAAAAAAAAAGUACCUAGAAAGUUGACUGUUCAGCACCUGGAACACACAACCUCAACAAAAGAAAAAGCCCCCCCCCUCCUCCCUCCCCUUCUGUUAUCCAGUAGCAUCUGUAGCCUGAGCAGCCUCUAAGGACCAUGCUGGUGUUUUGGUAACCUACAGCCCCUCCCUCAGGCCCCAGCUGCUUCUCUGUUCUAUCCAUUCUGGGUUUCCUGUCUAUAUUUAGAUAUAA
Mus musculus (house mouse) is the source of this 8910-nucleotide messenger RNA. RefSeq names its product predicted gene, 57817. The transcript has a single exon. NCBI's taxonomy places the organism in Eukaryota, Metazoa, Chordata, Mammalia, Rodentia, Muridae. The record is from RefSeq and is a predicted model, not a curated record. Bases 3501 to 3833 code for a protein of 110 amino acids.